CCUGGUACCCCUCCAGGAAGAACUGGAGACAAGUCCACUUCCAUUUGAUGCAGAGGACUUUGCCAAAAUGCCUCAGGUGCCCUGUGUCACUUGUGGUAUAACAAUGCCUCUUCAGAUGCUGGCGUUACAUGCUGGGUCUUGCAGAAAAAAUAAAAAAAGUCGGACUGAUCAGACUGAACCUAUAGAGGUUGAUGAGGAUGACUGUGACACAUUGGAGGAGCCAGAAGACACAAUUGAAGAUUUGGAAGAAAGAGAGUGCUGCCCUAUCUGCCAGAGGGAUUUCUUGAAGUAUGUGCUUCCUUAUCAUGCCUGUGACAGGAGGGAGGGAGUAUUGGAAAUACACCAAGAUAUGCCAGGACCAUCAUCAACAACUUCAGGAACUUCUUAUUCUGCAGAACCUAGAAGUACUGAAGAAUGGAAAACAGUUGGAGAUCCACAGAAGGCUGUUGAGCUGUUUGUCAGACAACUGAAGCAAGUAGGAGUUAACCAGAGGACACUUGUUCUCACUCUGGAUGCGAUGGACACUGAUGAGGAGCGAGAUAUGUCUCUCAUUUCAUUUUACAAGCACAGGCGUGAGAUAAUCCACUGGGCAGCUCCUUUUCAUUGUUGCAUUCAAGGUAAUGCUGCAGUUGGUAGAGGCGUGACAAGACACAUCAUCUCGUCUGCCAUUUCCAAGCUGAAACAAGGAUUUAAAAUGAACUUCGGAAAUGCUGCAGUGACUGCAAUGUUUGAAGGGGAAACUGAUCACCUUGUACCAACUACUUCAGCAGUGCUUGCUGAGAGCGAGUCAUGGCUGGUCGGCUGAUUGGCCACUCUUUAAUUAAUGGAGGUCCAACCUUGUUGGGCAUCAGCUUGGCAGUAGUGCAUGCCUUAACAAGUGGUUCAAAGGAGUUGGCGACAACAUACCUUUCCCUAGAAGACUGCCGAGAUAUUGACCACAGAGAGAUCAUUGGUUUCAUAACUGCUGAAAGAAGAGAUGACUGAGGAAGAGACUUCAAGAUUGUCCAAUCUGUGUAUGGAGUGGUAUUUUUCUGUGCCAACCAAGGAGACAAACAAACUUCUCCUCUUACAGCAGCUCCUCACCCAUGCUGCCAUCACUCGACUUAGUGUGCAAUAAAGCACCUGAAAAGGGGACUUAAAGAAACUAAUUCAGGUCUGGAUGGCCACUAAUUACAUCCAGACCUGAUGUUGUGCCCCUCCUCUUCCCGAGGGAAAGUGACGUGGAAAUCACACCCCAGAUGGUCCUGCAGUCAACCGUUUGGCCGCACCUAAAAAAAAGGUAUGACAGUGACGACAGCGACAAUGACUUGGAGGCGGAAACUGCACUGGUGGCUGGGUUAUUCCGUCAGUUUGUCAAAGAAGCGUCUUCAGACAAACUGCGCGAGCUCCUGAGGUUUUGGGUUGGCUGGGAGGUCCCUUGCCAAGAGCUGAAGCUUGAAGUUGUCCUGUCAACUGGACCUAACCAUAUGCCAACGUCUUCAACCUGUAGUAAGCGAUUACGGCUACCAAGUCACUACACCACCUACCAGGCCCUGUCAGCCGACAUGAAUGUGUGUCUGAAAUUAGUAGAGACAGGCUUUGGUCUUAUUUGAUAACUAUGUAUUGAUGUUUCAUUUGUUGAAAAAUUGCAGUUCGACAUGGCAAUUCAGUUAAAAUAGAAAGUAAUUUUAUUAUUAGCCUUGCUUUUUUUUUUUUUUUUU
Molecule: messenger RNA, 1700 nt
Organism: Poecilia latipinna (sailfin molly)
Lineage: Eukaryota; Metazoa; Chordata; Actinopteri; Cyprinodontiformes; Poeciliidae
Exons: 11
Coding region: 68-805 (245 amino acids)
Source: RefSeq, a predicted model, not a curated record